Messenger RNA from Pestalotiopsis fici W106-1, 1992 nucleotides. RefSeq lists its product as uncharacterized. The record is from RefSeq and is a predicted model, not a curated record. Bases 1 to 1992 code for a protein of 663 amino acids. NCBI's taxonomy places the organism in Eukaryota, Fungi, Ascomycota, Sordariomycetes, Amphisphaeriales, Sporocadaceae. The transcript is spliced from 4 exons.
AUGUCCCUGUUGGCAUUUUGUGGAAGUACAGCAGCCUUCAUUGUCGCUUUUAAACGCGUGGAAUGGGGCACCUGGAUGACAAAUGACUAUUUGAGUUACUGGAACUACGGAUACAAGGCAAUUGAAAUCUUCUUUGCCGGAGUAUACAUCACAUUUCUAGGUCAAGUGCUUACGCGAAGAGCCUUUUCAAAAACUUCAAAAGCCUUCAACAUUGCUGAGAUGACCAUGCGGAAUUGGGUCAUCCAGCCUGGCUCGGUUGCAUCCCAUUACGAAGGCAUCCCGCAUGCUGGGAUGUCACUCUUGGGUGGCAUCACCAUGCUCGCUACUCUUAGCGCUCUUUUCUAUACUUCAGCUUGCAAUUCUUUGAUUACGCCCCAGAUACUUUGGACAUCCUGGAAGGACAACCAAACCAUCUCUACGUAUGCGAGGACAGCAUAUGCCAACAUCAAUUACAUCAAGUCAACAUGUCCUGCUAUUGAUAGCGCUGUCAAUGAUAAGGAAUACUCCUCCUCCUGUAUCAUCAUGAGAGUUAAUGGAGAGUCGUACCGCACGCUUCUUGCCUACCUGGGCGAUUGGCAAAACGAGAAGUACCCUGCGGGAUAUCAGCGGCCAGGUGCGAGAAGCAUCAUCAUGGGAAACACCACCUUGUCAUCGACUUGGGUCAAUGAUGGCCAUCCGAUCGUUACGGAAGUAGAUGGCCGGGUUAUCAACAAUGUCACAUUGGCCAUGCCUCACGCUGGACUUUCCAUCUUGUAUUCUCACGCCUAUAGUACCUCGGAAGACAUCCGACAGCCUGGUGAUCAGACUGGAUUCAACGAAUAUGACCUAGGGGCCAGCAUUGUUGCCCCGUCUAUCAAUGUCUUGUGUGCUACCGCCCAAGAGUCCGAAGUCAAGCCGCUGCUAGGUCAAAAAGACGACAAAGCCAAGGAAUCCCCGCUGGAUGAUGUGUUUCAUUGGGGAAAGAAAUACAAUGGUCGUUAUCGACCAACUUUUGAAGUCUUGGCACCCGACUAUCAGUUCGUCACGGACCCGCGAGACACCAUUCCAAGAGCUGAUUCAGUCUACACCAUGGGCAAGUCUGGCGGAAGUGACGACUAUACAGUCUGUCAGCUUCGGUCGGUACUCACAACCGACUGCAUCACGCGCUUCCAAGUGUCAAGCUUUUCUGGCAAUAUGUCGGCAUUUUGUGGCGCAAACGUGAGGGGGCUAGACCAGAAGUCUUACAAGGAGGUAUAUUCCUUGGAAGAAGAUCAUUUUGAUAUUUCGGGGUGGCGGGACCUCGCUGUACAGUGGAACAUAGCCUUGGGCCUCAAUAACGGCGUCAUCAAUGCAAGCUCUGCAAAUGUCCGUCUUUUGAGUGGCUUGAUUCUCUCAAAACCCGAGCUCCAUGAGAACCUGCCUUCCUUGGCAGAAACUCUGGCUGUUUUCGCCAGUCCGCUUCUCGUCGACAGCUCACUUGGCUCAACCUUCUUUCACGACUGGCGCCACGGAGAUGUCAACGACACAUGGCCGGUCCCGGGAGCACCAGAAGAUAUAAUCACCAAGUAUCGUUAUCAAAGUUAUAGAUCCGGCUUGGCUGACGGGAAAACCACCCCUGGACAGGUCUUCUCCUUUGCCGUCUUGUUAACAGUAGUCAUCAUGAGCCUUAUGUGUUUAUGUCAUCAUCUCUCGCGCAUGGGCAUGGUGACGGAUUUUACGGAACCGCAGAAUCUGUUCACGCUUGCCAUCAAUUCUCCUCCCAGUCAGGAGUUGCAGGGUGCUUGCGGUCGUGGGCCAAAUUACAAAGAUCUUGGAGUAUCUUUUAGAGUAGGAUACGCCGACACAGCAAAUCAUUAUUACUUUGAGGAUGCGCGAGAUGCGCCAACCCGCGCAGUCGCAAAGCGAUUAUCGCGUUUCACUGCCAUGUCUGGGAGUGGCCAGUCUAAUCUGCUAGCUGACAGAGCGUACGCCGAAAGUUAUAAGAGAUUGAGUGCCAAGAGCCCUUUGCUAUAG